Camellia sinensis is the source of this 1439-nucleotide messenger RNA. The record is from RefSeq and is a predicted model, not a curated record. NCBI's taxonomy places the organism in Eukaryota, Viridiplantae, Streptophyta, Magnoliopsida, Ericales, Theaceae.
CCAACCUGGCUUGGUCAUGUCCACAAGACAAGCAAUUUUUAGGUACUUUUAAGGCAUUUGUCACGUGGUGUCCUACUAAAUUAUAAUCGGUUUACAUGGUGAAACUCAUUUGCAUUUAUACUUGUGUUUGCCUAAUAACAUAGAAAGUGACACUUGGUUAUUAGCAUAGUAGGGUACAGAAUCUGUAUCUCAAAAGACAAAAAAGUGCUUCAAAUUGUCAGCCAUGUAAAAAGUACACCACCUCUUAGGAUUCAAAGUUGUUGGCUGAGGGAAUCAUUAACAAAUUGGAGGUCACUUUGUGUACAUGGCCUCCAAUUUGCUUGUAUUAAUGUCCAGGUCAGCCCAUUUGGUUGAUGAUAGAAUCUGAAAUCAUUUGGACAUGUCAAAAAAAAAAAAAAAAAACUUCCUUACAGAAUGAAGGGGAAGAGAAUAUUAUAAAAAGAAAGGAGAAUCCCAUCAUCAAAGCCCCCUUCUUGAGGUCCUCUUUCUCUAUGCAAAUUGAUGGUGCACCAGAUGUGAAUAUGGUGCCUAAUGGGACUUCAGAGAUCCGGCAAGUUGAACAAACUAGCAAGGCAAAUUCAUCAAGGAAAGCAAAGGAAAUUGCAGCAAGAAAAGGAAUAACAAGGCCCCCACUUAAUUUCCUAGCGAUUUUGAAAGAUGCAAAUAUAUCAAUUGAUACGUCUUCCCCUGACAAGCUGUGUGAGCAGCUCUGCACUGGAGUAUGCUUAAAGCCCAACAAACUGAUGGUGCCUAAUGGGGCUUCAGAGAUCCAACAAGUUGAACAAACCAGCAAGGCAGAUUCAUCAAGGAAAGCAAAGGAUAUUGCAGCAAGAAAUGGAAUAACAAGGCCGCCACUUAAUUUCCUAGCGAUUUUGAAAGAUGCAAAUAUAUCAAUUGACAUGUCUUCCCCUGACAAGCUGUGUGAGCAGCUCUACUCCGGAGUGUACUUAAAGCCCAACAAACUGAAGUAUUUUGUCGACAAGAAGUCAAACAAGAACUGCUUUGUGCUAUUUGCAAGAGAACUUAAUAUCUGUUGGAAUGAUAAUCCUCAAUAUUGGAGAUGGACCACAUUGAAGGAGACAAGUGGUGAAGAGAUUGAAGUCGCUGAGCUAUUACAGGUAUGUUGGUUAGCUGUUAGAGGGCAAUUUAAUGGGGCAGUUGAUCUCUCACCAGGGAUAGUUUACGAAAUUGUUUUUGUCGUGAGGAUGAUCAAAUGUCAAGAUUUCUCAUUAAAACUUACCAUCAUCCUUCCAAAUUCAAAAAAGCUAACACGCAAUGAAAGUCUAAAUGAAAAGCCUUUAGGAAGUUGGUUUGAUAUCCAGUUGAGUGAGUUUAAAAUGUCACCAGAAAACGUUGGAACGAUGGAAUUCUCUCUGGAGGAUCAUACUGAACUGUGGAAGAGUGGGCUUAUUGUGAAAUGUGCUAUCAUUCGACCGAAG